Molecule: messenger RNA, 1706 nt
Organism: Homalodisca vitripennis (glassy-winged sharpshooter)
Lineage: Eukaryota; Metazoa; Arthropoda; Insecta; Hemiptera; Cicadellidae
Product: centrosomal protein of 55 kDa-like
Exons: 5
Coding region: 97-1341 (414 amino acids)
Source: RefSeq, a predicted model, not a curated record
AACAAAUCAUUCUUCAACUAUAUCAAGUUUAUUGUACAAUAUCUUUUAAAAUUGUCUUCUUAUUAUUUAUUAUUUCUGUGUUUUCUGAUUCGGGAAAUGUCAGAAAUUGAAUGGCAAGCGGACAACUGUUUGUCGAUGCUAGGAGAACUGGAGGACAGCUGGCAGGCCGCGGUGGACAGAGCGAUGUCCGUCAGAGACGAACAGCUGACAAGGGCUCAGCAAGCGAUCUCUAGUCUUCAAAUCCAGCUCAAGAAACAGGAGUCUCUACUCGUCCUCAAGGAACAAGAAAUAGGCUUGCUCAAACUUUCCUUAUCAGACCUUAACAUGAAACUUGACUCAGCCCAAUCAGACAUUGCUAACCUUUUAGAAGAGAAGCAGAGGCAAUUAGAAGAGAAAACGAAAAAACAUAAAGAAGAAUUGGAGAUGACUAGAAAUGAAGUGGACGAACUGAGAACCAGACAUAAAGAAUCUAUAAGAGAGCUGACCGCUGGAGCGAGGGCCACACUGGAAGAUCUGGAGACACAGCUAGAAACUGUAAAGACAAACGAAAGCAUGUAUAAAAAGCAAGUGGAUGAAUUAGAAAAGGUGAAUAGCAAAAAUGAAAAGCACCUAAGCGAUUGGAACCGAGUCUCAGAGCAAAUGUGUGCCGAACUGUCAGAAAUUAAGACAAGACUUCACAAUAGCAAGUACUCAAACUCGAAACUGAGAGAAGAGAUGGCCUUGUGGAAGAAAUAUUGUGAGAAGGUUGAAGAAGAAAGAAAGACGCUAAAGCGUGAAAUAGAGCUGGAAAGGAAGGUGAUGAAAACUCUCAGUCAAGUCGACAACUUCCUUAAAUGCGACAGACAACAGCGGAACAUGAUUCUGGAUGCAAUGAACAAUUUUGGUAGAAAAAUCAUGGACGAGUUCGGGCAGAAAAAUAUGUCUAAGAAGCCGGCACUUAAACUAGUUUCUGUGGAGAGUCAAACAGAAAUAGCAAAGAACGAUAUCGAUGAGAAACUUGAGAAGGAAAAUGAAAUAUUAGUUUUCAGGCAAAAAGAAAUUCAGUUGGAAGAAGAAUUAAAGAAAGCCGAGUUGGACGUGGAUAACUUGACGCAGCAGAAUAUAACUCUAAGGGAAGUGAUCAAGGCGAUGAAGCGGGAAAGGGAACAUUGGGAAAAGGAAAAGGAACAAAUCGAAGAAGAAGUUAGAGUAUCAAAACUAGAGGAGAGUGUGAGAUUCUUAAAGAAUAAUUUGAUGCAUGAGCAGAAAGAUGUCUGUGUGUGGAGCGCCCUACAAGACGUCAAGAAGGAGGUAUCCAAUUUAAAGAAUAAAAAUUUGUACAAAAAUACAAAGAGUAACUGAGAUAAAUCAUUACACAGAAGAUAAGAUUUUUUUAUGACGAUGAUUUCACGAUAUUUAAUUUCUUGGAAUCUUCGAUGAUGAGUAUUGACACUACACUGAAUAACCAAAUUAUAUUUUAAUUUAGUUUUCUGAGUCUAAUAAAUGGUCGUAUCUAAGGGUUAAAUGUUAAAAUUAACAUUUUGUUUGACUAAAAAACAAUGACCUAAAUUUGUUACCCAACUUUUUUAAAAUCAGUUAUAUCCAUGUUACAUUAUUAAAGCAUUUCCCAAAUUGAAUAAAAAUGUAAAACGUCAAGACUUUGAGAUGUAUUUUAGUAAUUGUGUACACACGUAUAUAUUGACAAUUAAAUAUUAUAAAACACUUGA